Messenger RNA from Gavialis gangeticus (Gharial), 1172 nucleotides. Its product is annotated as glioma pathogenesis-related protein 1-like. The record is from RefSeq and is a predicted model, not a curated record. Gene Ontology annotation, cellular component: extracellular region. The transcript is spliced from 6 exons. NCBI's taxonomy places the organism in Eukaryota, Metazoa, Chordata, Crocodylia, Gavialidae. Bases 1 to 786 code for a protein of 261 amino acids.
AUGCGGCUGUGGCUGGCGGCGGUGCUGGGGCCGUGGGCGUUGCUGGGCGUGUGGAGCGCUCCGCAGGUCAAGCCCAACCUGCCGAGCAUCACCAACCGCACCUUCAUAGAGCAGUGCGAGCACUACCACAACCACUUCCGCAGGCUGGUCACUCCCCCGGCUGCCAACAUGCACUACAUGACUUGGGAUGCAGCCUUGGCAAGGAAUGCAAAGGCAUGGUCAAGGAAGUGCCUUUUUAAGCAUAAUCUAUAUUUACAAACCAAAGAUACACAUCCAUCUUUCAGACCGCUCGGCGAAAAUAUUUUUACUGGAAAUCACCGGGCAUUCAGUGUAAAAGCAGCCGUUCAGCUUUGGUAUGACGAAUACAGGGAUUAUACUUAUGAGACUCGCAAAUGUACUGCCCAAUGUGGUCAUUAUACUCAGGUUGUUUGGGAUAAUUCUUAUAAGGUAGGCUGUGCUGUUUCCUUUUGUCCUGAAGUUGCAGGAAUAAAAAAUGCAGGGCAUUUUAUAUGCAACUAUGCACCAAGUGGCAAUUAUCCAAGAAAACCUUAUCAAAAAGGAGCACCGUGCAGUCAGUGCCCACGUGGGGACACCUGUGUGAAUAAACUAUGUAAAAAUGCAACACGUGAUAGAAUUAUUGAAUACUAUAAUUGGCGUCCACCAUGGGUGAAAGGCUGUGAUGAAUUCUGCAUUUAUAUUGUAGCUUUAAGACCAUCACUGACAUUAUUGGCUUGUGUAGCUGUUUUUUUUAUCAAGUUAUAUUAUCCAAAUAUGCGUACAUCUUAAGAACCCAUAUUGGAAUAUAGGUCAAAAGGAUUCUACUUAAUGAAAAAGGUUUCAAGUGAGGAAGAGGAAUACAUCAUACCAACGUCAAUACCAAGACAAUUUUCCCUCGAUUAAUAUUUUUGCGAUGUAGUUGAUAAUUAUUUUAUAUAUAUAUGGUGCUUUAAAUGCUAGUGGGCUAUAACGGGCUAAUGGACUAUAAAGAAUAAGUUACUUUUGACAGAAACUUUACAAAAGAUGUUUCUCAAUUUAUAAAUAAAGAUGUGAAAGCACCAAAGAAAAGACAAAAAACUUAAGUUAAAUGUGACAAUCUAGUAAGAUUCAGUUGAUAACCAGAAACUGAAUUUUAAUUAUCCAAUUUUAAUGAAUAGAUGGUGUGUCUAGCCAAC